Molecule: messenger RNA, 4128 nt
Organism: Musca domestica (house fly)
Lineage: Eukaryota; Metazoa; Arthropoda; Insecta; Diptera; Muscidae
Gene: Mob2
Product: MOB kinase activator-like 2
Exons: 5
Coding region: 1049-3625 (858 amino acids)
Biological process (GO): signal transduction; positive regulation of protein phosphorylation
Cellular component (GO): nucleus; cytoplasm
Molecular function (GO): protein kinase activator activity
Source: RefSeq, a predicted model, not a curated record
GGCUUUUUUUGCUGACUGGUUUUGUGGCAACAACAUAAUGCACAAUACACAACCACCGGCUCUGAGUAUCUCCACUGUGUUCGGUGUCUCUCUGCCAGCGAUGUCUGUUUGCUGAGAGCAUCGGACGUCAACGUUGGCAGAACUGAGGCCGAACGAACGGCACAUCCGUAAACAGAAACAACAGAACAAGACGAGAGCCAGUCAGUCAGCCAGCCAGGCAGCCAAGUCACUUCAGUAUGAAAUCUUCUUUUGGCAUGUUUGGGUCAUAACGGUUUGGAAAUAUAGGGUUACGUACGCGCGGAAUCUUAACGUAACGUGACGUAUACGUGUGCAGCCACUAUUGUUCUGCUCAACGUUUUCAAAUUGUUUUAUUUUUCGUGUGUGUGAGCGCGACGAUGAUUGAAGACAACAAAAAACGAUAGUUUUUUGCUUUGAUUUUUUUAGUUUUGUUUUGAAAUAAAGAAAAAAUAAAAACUUUGUUUUUGUUUUUUAACUUGAUUUUUGUGAAAAUUUCGUUAAACGAAAGUUGUUAUUUUUUGGAAAUAAAGAAAACCAAAAAACGAUAAUUACAAAAUUACCUACCAACAGUGAAACAAUUAUUCUGAAAAAAAAAAAAAAAAAAAAAUACAAUUUACACUGUGUGAAUAAUAUGAAAACACAAAGAAGAAUAUAAAUAGAAGAGAAAGAAAAAUAAAUAAAUACAAAUACUGUGAGAUUUCUGCAGACCAAGAAAUAAAAAAAAAAUAUUUAAAAAUAAAUAAAAUAAAAUUCUGCUAGUUUAAAAUCAUAUUUUGUGUUUAUUUAUAAUUUACAGAAAAGAAAUUAGUGGAAAAUUACAGACAAUUUUCUUCAGCUUAAGAAAAAUAAAAACAAAAAACACAAAAACAUUUAAAAACAUAUUUUUGUGAAUUAUUACCAAAGAAUCUAAAAACAAAAUAAAGAAGGGAAAAGUGCAGAAAAAUUAAGCACACAAGAAAAGCAACAAAAUAUAAAUAAAGACAUAUUUCUUGAACACACACACCCGCACAUAACCAAUGACGCUGAGAUAAUGUUGAGGACACCUACGCAUUUUGUUGAGAUCGGUACGAAUUCAACAAAAUCAAGCACACCGCUCAUACAAAAACUACAACAUCAUCAUCAUCACCAGCAGCAGCAGCAGCAUCAUCCAACGAUUACCGGUACCAAGUACCAGUAUCAUGAGCAAUAUUCAAAAAUUGUCGACAACAAUCAUCACCAGCAGCAGUCAGCCAGCAAAGUGGUGGAGUAUCAACAAACAACAAAGAAACUGAAAUCGUCUUCAAAAAGCGCCACAAAAUUAAAACAGAAAAAGAACAAAUCAUCAACAUCAUCGUCGACAUCGACCUCAACUUCCAUUUCGUCGUCGGGUACCAGUGACGAUUCCUCAUCAUCGAGCGUCGGUACUGCGGCCACAAUUUCUUCACCCACCCCCUCGUUGACGUUCAAAGAACAUUUUCUGAGCCGGGGUCUGUUAUCGGGUUCGCCUUUUUCUUUUAUGCGCUUGAGAAAGGCCAAAACUAUUGGCAAUACCAGUACACCAACGGCGGGCAAAAACCAUCCAGAGCUAAGAAAAUCAUCUAAGCGUUUUGUGGAUUUUGUUGAUUGCAGCAGCACCAACAACAACAACAGCAGCAGCAACAAGAGCAGUGGUAAAGACAAUAACAGUUAUUAUAAAAUUAGCAAAACGGGUGCUAGUUUAGCAACGACGGAAAAAGAAAACUGUGCUGCAGCGAGUAUAACGCCGUUAUUAGAUAAAACGGCAACUGGAGCACCAUCACCAGGCACAGGCACAGCCGCAGCAGCAGCCACAGCACCGCCAACUAAGUCAGGCAACAAUACACGCACAACAACGGGUUAUUUUGCCAAUAUUCUUAACAGUAGCAGUAAUAAUAGUAGUUCCAGCACUAAUACCAAAAACAUUUACAACAAUAACAACAACAACAACAACAACAAUUAUUUAAGUUCAUUAACCACCGAUAGAAAAAAGGAGCGGACAACAGCAACAGACUCAAACGACAAGUUGUCAACAACAACAACUGAUUACAACAGUGUUGCCAAUCAACCAGAACAUCCUAGCACCAUCUUGCCGUUUGUCUCCUUUUCCAAUACUGUUGUGGCACCGCCUACCCUAAUAGCCGUAGCCGUUGCCUCGCCGCCACCACCUCCAACACCCACACCAAAUUCAUCAAUAACCAUUACGACGACGACAACAACAACCAUGUCACCCACAACACAGACACCACCAGCCGCACGUACUUCACUCUUUGAUUCCUGUCAUCGGAAGAUACGCCUAAUUGGCGGUGGUCCAGUUGCAUUUUUGGGCGGUUUAGUUGCAAAAGCUCGUCGCAAAGAACGAGAUGGCGAUCAAAAUUCAACAGAUACCAAACUAUAUUUGGAGGAGAGUGUUUUAGAACGUAAAUUACCUGAAGCUGAUCUCAAAGCUCUAGUUGAUCUACCAGCUGGCUUAGAUUAUAAUGAAUGGCUUGCAUCACAUACACUGGCUCUAUUCGAGCAUGUGAAUUUGGUAUAUGGCACUAUCAGUGAAUUUUGUACCACAUCGGGUUGUCCCGAUAUGACGGGACCGGGCAAUAGAACGUACUUAUGGUUUGACGAAAAAGGUAAAAAGACACGCGUAGCGGCUCCACAAUAUAUCGAUUAUGUGAUGACGUUUACACAAAAAACGGUUAGCGAUGAAUCGAUAUUUCCUACCAAAUAUGCCAACGAAUUUCCCAGUUCGUUUGAAUCGAUUGCCCGUAAAAUUUUACGCUUGCAAUUUCAUGUGAUAGCACAUCUCUAUGCGGCCCAUUUCAGAGAAAUUGCGCUGCUGGGAUUGCAUACGCACCUUAAUUUAACAUUUGCCCAUUUGACCGCCCUGCACAGGCGUUUCAAUUUAAUCGAUGAAAAGGAGACGGACGUAUUGCGUGAUCUAGAAGUGGCUUUAAGAUUGACCGAUGACACAACCAGUAGCGCUGGUGGUGGCGAUGGUUCGUCGCAGAGUGAGUCGGGCGGCUCAAUUAUGUCGUCAUCGACCGCUGCAGGUGAUAGUGGGAAGCAGUGUGGGGAAGAUGUCAAUUCAGUGCAACACAAUAAUAUAGCAACGUCAGCAUCGCUGAUAGAUGGUGGCGGUCCGAUUUGCACCCAGCCAGAGGCUGGAACAAAGUCACAACAGUUUGGUGUGGGCGGCGGUGGAGGCCUUAUUGGCGGUAUUUUAGGUGAUUUAAGCAGUGGUGAAUUUGGUGAUACUAUGCAUUAUUGUACUUCGGCAGUUCCUGCUUCCUCCACUAACUGUUCGGUAACAAAUCCCCUGCAGAAUACGACACCUUCCUCCUGCAAUUCCAUGAAUGGCACCUGCAGUGCGGCAGACGGUGGCGGCGGCGGCGGAGGAGUUACGGCAAAUGGUAAUAAUGGCGCGGGCGCUUUUCACCAACACAACAAUAACAACCAUGUAACACAACACCAUCACCAUCAUCAUCCACAUCAUCAUCAUGCGGUGCACCAUCACCAUCAUCAUCCGAAUCAUUUUGCGCAAAAUACAGGCCUCAUACAGUGCAAUGCUAGUAAUGCUCCUACAGCAACGGCUGCAACUACGUCAACAACAACAGCAUAGCUGCUCUAGAUUAAUCCUCAACAACAACAAACAACAACCUUUUCCUACAACUGCAACAACAACUAUAAUUAUAAUAAUAAUAACAACAACAACAAAUGUACUAUCCUUACCCUAAGUUUUCUGUUUUGAAAUUAACACAACAACAACAAAGUAAAUAAAAUUUAAUUUAGUUUUAAACGAAUAAUGAAAAGUUGAAAAAUUCAAAUAAAAACAAAUUAAUGUUAAUAUAUUUAAAAAGUAAAACAAAACAACAAAUACAAUGUUUUAUUAGUUCGUAAUGCAACAAAACAAAAACCACAACAACAAAGUAAAUAAGUUUUUUCUUUAUUAUUUUUAUUUUUAAUUUAAAAAUUUUAUUUUUUAUUUCCAACAAAACCAAACCACAAGAAAAUACUUUCUUGGCAAAAAAAAAAAAAACAUCCACUGUAAAAAAAAGGAAAACAUAACACAAAAGAAGUUAAUCGUUUUAAUAAAUUUGAAAUCACUUUUAAAGCUCUCAAUAA